UGGGGCUCGCUUGGAGGGCGGGGAGCGGAGCGGGAAGAUGGAAGGAGCCUCCUUCGGAGCGGGCCGGGCCGGGGGAGCCAUCGACCCCGUGGAUUUCCUGAAGCAGCCGCAGACCAUCCUCCGGGUGACGGCCUGGAUCUUCUCCAUCGUGGUGUUUGGCUCCAUAGUGAACGAGUGCUACGUGAACAAGGACAGCCAGAACCCUGAGCUGCUCUGCAUCUUCAAUGAGAAUGAGAGUGCCUGCAGCUAUGGCAUCGCCGUUGGCAUCAUUGCCUUCUUCGGCUGCAUCUUCUUCUUUGUCGUGGACCUCUACUUCCAGCAGAUCAGCAGCGUGAAGGACCGCAAACGGGCCGUCCUGCUGGACCUUGGCUUUUCAGGUUUCUUGUCUUUCCUCUGGUUUGUAGCCUUCUGCUUCCUAGCAAACCAGUGGCAAUGGACGACGAUGAGCAAAGGGGUUUCACAAGGAGCAGACGCCGCCCAGGCAGCGAUCACCUUCUCUUUCUUCUCCAUCAUUGUCUGGGUCGCGCUGGCGGUGAAGGCACUGCAGAGAUACCGCCUGGGGACGGACAUGUCGCUCUUUGCCACCGAUCAGUUCGCCACCGACCCCAACGCGGCAUACCCCGGCUACCCCACCGGCAGCGGCAUCGAGAGCACAGAGACCUACCAGAGCCCCCCCUUCACCGAGACCUUAGACGCCAACCCGAAAGGUUACCAAGUGCCAGCGUACUGAGGGGCAAGGGCCGCGUACCAAGAGACCGAGUCCUACGGUGCAGUACACUUAACUGGUUGAUUGCAAAUGUAUUCAGUCCCAUUUCCUUAAUGUGGCAAGUCAGUGCUGGGUUCCUUACUAUUAGCUAGUUGUGCAGUGAAUUCUGUACAGUGGUAUUGGUUCUUGUCUUACCUGUCCAAGGGUUUUAUAAAAGCAGUGUUCCCUCUAAGUCAGAAGGAAGGAAGGUUGCUACCACAUCAC
Molecule: messenger RNA, 970 nt
Organism: Haliaeetus leucocephalus (bald eagle)
Lineage: Eukaryota; Metazoa; Chordata; Aves; Accipitriformes; Accipitridae
Gene: SYNGR3
Product: synaptogyrin 3
Exons: 4
Coding region: 38-730 (230 amino acids)
Cellular component (GO): neuromuscular junction; synaptic vesicle membrane
Source: RefSeq, a predicted model, not a curated record